UGUUCUGAUGCACACACACUCAGUGAGACAAACUCUCCACAGGAAACUCAGAGCCAUAAUGCGCAGGCACCUCAGAGCAGACGGGUGCGCUGCUCAAACCAAGUGGGACACGGCUGCGGCUUUGAUAGCGCGUUAAUUACUCAUGUGAUGUGAUACAGAUGUCUGGGGGCUUCAGCCGAGAGUUUGCCUGACGCUUUCCAAGGGGCCCGGCAGACGUUUUAGAAGCGCGAUACAUCAGGAUUGAAAGCCAUCGUGUGCACCACCAUCAUGGGUCCCCUCGGCCUGCUGGUCCUGGUGCUCUUCAUGGCGCCCGGCGGGAUGUGCCAGAGACACAGUGUAGCCGCAGCGGAGGACCUGAGUGCGCUGGUCCACUCCACCUUCCAGUCUCCAUCCUUCCACAGCACCAUCAGCCCCACGCUGGAACAAAGCCCUCCAAGACCAGGGGGUCAAGGACCUUCAAAUCGCAGCGUUCUCAUGAAGCCUGUGCCACCGCCUCAGUGCAGAGUACCCACGUCGAUCAAGAGCUACUUCAAGUACAUCAACACCAUCAUUUCCAUUAUCGUCUUUGUGGUGGGACUGGUGGGCAACGCCACCCUGCUGAGGAUCAUAUACCAGCACAAAUGCAUGAGGAACGGGCCCAACGCUCUCAUUUGCAGCCUGGCGCUGGGAGACCUCAUCUACAUCACCAUCGACAUCCCCAUCACCAUCUAUAAGCUGCUGGCGUCCCGCUGGCCCUUCGAUGACAGUGUCGUGGGCCUGUGCCUGUGCAAGCUGGUUCCCUUCCUGCAGAAAGCCUCGGUGGGCAUCACAGUCCUGAACCUGUGUGCCCUCAGCGUCGACAGGUACAGAGCGGUGGCGUCCUGGAGCAGGGUUCAGGGGGUGGGCAUCCCACUCAUCACCAUCAUUGAGAUUUUGUCCAUCUGGGGCCUCUCUCUCUUCCUGGCCAUUCCUGAGGCCGUCGGCUUCGACAUGGUGACGUUCAACUACAGGAACGAGACCAUGCGCACGUGCAUGCUGAACCCCAGGAGUGACUUCAUGAAGUUCUACAGGGAUGCGAAGGACUGGUGGCUCUUUGGCUUCUACUUCUGCGUCCCACUCAUCUGCACGGCGGUUUUCUACACCUUGAUGACCUCGGAGAUGCUCAGUCACAGGAAGGGCGACCUUCGAAUCGCUCUGAGUGAGCACCUCAAGCAGAGGAGAGAAGUUGCCAAAGCUGUCUUCUGCCUGGUCCUGAUCUUCGCGCUCUGCUGGUUCCCGCUGCACCUCAGCAGGAUCCUGAAGAAGACGGUGUACCGGCCCAACGACGACGCUCGCUGCGAGCUCUUCAACUUCCUGCUGGUGAUGGACUACCUGAGCAUCAACCUCGCUACCAUCAACUCCUGCAUCAAUCCCAUCAUCCUCUACUUUGUCAGCAAAAAGUUCAAGAACUGCUUCAAGUCCUGUUUGUGCUGCUGCUGCUACUCGCCCUCCCAGCUGAGCAGCAUCGGACCCAUGAACGGCACCAGCGUCCAGUGCAAAAGCCCCGAUCCCCACCACCAUCCCGCUGACCGCAGCGCUCGGAAAGACAGCGACUGAUCCGUGAAGCCUCCGCCGAGCCAAACAGACUCCCACAGACAAGGAAGCUUCAAAAUAGAGGGACAAAAGAGGGAUGAGGAGGAGACUCUCUAAACAGGAUACAGCUGCUCACUGACUAUAAAUUACCCUGUGAAGCCAUGACUCUUGUAAAGGGCAACGUUUUAGGGAAGGAUGAGCUGAGGUUUGGAACGAAAGCCACGCAAAACGUGUUGCUCUUAUCCAAUGAACAUUUUAUUCUCUUAUUAUUCGGACAACGCAGCAUGAACUGACUGCUGCCGUUAUGAUUAUCGACCAGGUAUUGAGUAUUACUGCUGCAACUGCAUAGCAACGUACCGUGAAUCUCGUAGGAAUGCGCUUUGUUCUCACCAUACAUUGACUGUGUUUAUCAUAUUAUUGUGUUUAUCUGUGUAGUCACAACGUAAAGUGCACAUUGUAUAUUCUGCGCUUGCUUCCUGCGACGAUUUGGACUCACUGUCGUCACUGUGGUCACGAUCUUCUCUACUGGCUCCAGCGACACGUUCUCACUCCAGGUCAAGUGGACUUGGGUUGACGCAGAAGCCUGCCUUCCGUGUUGCAUGUGGACGCGCAGACGUGUCAACCGAGACAAAUUCUUCCCUGCCCGCUGUGUUGCCUGACGCUAAGACAGUGGUCAGGGUACCUUAUGUGGCAAGUGAAACCUAAGGGCUUAACCCUGGCGUUCUUUUGUUUACAUGAUGGAAGGACAUCUGAAAGGGCCAUCGAUCUCCAGACGCCAAAGUUCACUUGAUGCUAGUCGCUGCUGUUUAUCAAUAAACAGCUUGUGAAUGCACCGUGCGUGACCGCGCUGCGCAUGCUAUCACUGGAGGAGUGCAGCGCCAUUUGAAGUUUUGAACAGCAUCUCUAGCACAAAAGACGGCCAAGUUAUGCCCCGGUGUCUGUGGCUGCAGUUUGACCAGGCUGUGACCUUUCCCCUACUCUGCAGCUCCGUCGCCAUAGCAACUACUCUGAGAACAAACGGCCGUAUCUCGGAAAGCAGAUAGCGAAAAACCGAGCGCAAGAAUCCACAGGCUUUCAUCUGUAACUGAGACGAAUUUCAUGUGUCUACAGUCAACGCUUCGGCCAGGAGUGCUACAGUAAUUCUGAGCACAUUUUACAAGUGUGACUACAAAACUGGAGAUUUCCAUGUUUCUGCGUCCCACCGUUGGGCCACUAUCGCAGUUUAGAAACUCGAACAUGACUGGAUGUUGACUGCUCUGCUCCACUCUAACCAGCUUGAUUGCCCACUCCAUAACUUUUCGAUUUUUGGCAAACGACUGGUUCUUUGAGGCCGAUUUGUGGGCAAAGGAUAGCACUUGGUUCUGAUCUUUUUAAGGGUAACAGAGGAUGCAACUGCGUUUUGAGCUUUUCGCAUAAUUCCUAGGCAAAAGUUUGGGGGAGCAGCGAGUCGCUGAAGUAGAGGCAAAUUUCUGAAGCGUUGAAUCCUCUUCUCUAUUCAUUUUCAAUGGGAAAAAUUGGUCACAAAACCUGGAAUAUCUCUGGAAUUCUGGCACCUACGUCUAAGAAAAGUUAUAGCACACCAUUCCCGGUCGGGCCUCACGUUUUGGCUUUUGAACCGCGUCUCUACGACGCUAUCCCUCCCUGAGGCAUCUGGAUUUUCCUUUAGAGAUGGGGUGACAAGCGCCGAUAUCCAGAAAGGCUGUAAGUAGAACCUCUGCUUGAAGAGAAGCCAUUCGCUGUGGCGCUGGCAUCUUGUCAGGGUGCUUCCUGGACUCCUCCCCGGUGAGGUGUCCCCACGAUGCAUUGGUGAGAUGUUACCUUUUGGAUGACGUCAGAACAUCUCAAUAUCAGAGGUAUCUCGGUACGAAAUGUGGAAUAAAGGAGUAGUAUUCAAUGCCCAAAGUCCACUGGUUAACGUCCAUAAUAAUAAUUCAUUUUAACAUGAAUUAAAGUCAUGAACUACUCUUGGAUCCUCCUAUAAAUAUCACCUUUAUUUACCUACAUACUUCCAUGGGGCUGGACGUUUUAUCCAAAUGGGUCCGUGAGACGUCAUUUUCAGGUGUCAGUUUCAGUCCAAAAGUUUUACCUUUAUGUUCCGCAACAGUGAGUUCUGGUUGGUGUUAGGGCAAUGGUCAAGGUCACCUCCAUGUUUAUCCACCUCCAUGUGUCCCUCCAAUAUCUCCACCCACCACCAACUCCGACUCAGAAGUGCUUUUCCGCAAGGUUUCUACUGGAUGCUUUGGAAGGCUGGAGCCUUUUCUGACAGGGGCGAUUGUGGGGUGCAUAUAUAGGCGAACAUCCAGCCACUCACUUUCACGUUUUUGGACUGGGUUGCCACAAGCUGGAAUCAAACCAGCAACCUUCUUGCUGUGACCACUCACUGCUAUUUCCUCUGGUAAAUACAUUAUUUAUGGAAAAAAAUGGGACAAAAACCUCACAUUACAGAUGGAAAUAAAACUCUGAAAAGAUUCUAUUACUAUUUUCAUCCCUCCAGUCAGUAAACAAUAACGUAUCAACUUGUUUUCAGCUAUUGAACCUAACAAUAUCAAAAUAAAUACUCGCAAUUCUGCAAAGCAAAAGUUGUUGGACUCGCCUGUGUAUUAAUUCCGUGGAAGCUGCGGGGACCUUCUGUUUUUAAUCAACAUCUGGCAGUGAUUCACUGUGACCCGAGGGUUAGUAAUGUCAGGAGAGGAUGUGAGCCAAUUGGAUGAUGGGAAUUUGAUACUCAUAAGUUGCUUCUCAUGGUUUGUGCCAGAAGAGGAACGGGGGCAAGGAGAGGGUGCGCUUCAGUGAUAAAGCCGGUUUAAAACUGCGAAACAGUGGCAUGAACAGUUCCUCAGAAGGUGCUCCUCAGUGUUGAACUGUGUGGUGAUCUCUUCAUAUAAACAACAUUAAACUCUUAUACACAUGUUUAAAUGAAGUGUGGCGUCUGUUCUUCCAAGUUUAUUCCUCUCUUCUCACGAACAGAAAACAAGAAAUCGGCUUGAAGUAUCGGCCUCACUCUUCUGAUUGGUGUCGACUGCAGCUCAUCUGAGAAAGUGGAGAUGAAGGAGAGUAACUGUUCCUGCUCUGCUGC
Molecule: messenger RNA, 4627 nt
Organism: Synchiropus splendidus (mandarinfish)
Lineage: Eukaryota; Metazoa; Chordata; Actinopteri; Syngnathiformes; Callionymidae
Gene: ednraa
Product: endothelin receptor type Aa
Exons: 8
Coding region: 268-1575 (435 amino acids)
Biological process (GO): vasoconstriction; regulation of blood pressure; G protein-coupled receptor signaling pathway
Cellular component (GO): membrane
Molecular function (GO): endothelin receptor activity
Source: RefSeq, a predicted model, not a curated record